UUGGAAUUGUUGCCUCAGGUAGUAAAUUUACAAGUUGUCAGAAGUUUGAAUCGCCUUGGGAGCGGAACCCGAAGUAAGGAGAGCGGAGGCAAAGGGGACCACGUGGCGACCUGGGCCCUACUGCCAAGGCUUACUUAGCUGAUUGGCUAGACAGAGCUCCGUACUGUGAGCAUCAUCAGAUCUAGGUCCUGGCAGCAGGAUUUUGAAAUUGGUACAGGAACUGAUCCCGAAGAUCAUACCUCAAGGACCUUGCUCUACCUCCUGCCAAUUGCCCUUAUGCUUUUGGUACCUGAAGGAGUUUUACCUAGACUGUCUGGCUAUUUCAUUGCCAGCCCCACCAUCCUGGGACAAGAAGUCAUGAUCAGACAGAAGGUACUUCUGAAAGAGCUCCAAAACCAUCUGGAAUUCCUUGUGGGCUGCUCAGUCUGUGCCAAGCAAAUGAAUGAAACAACAUAUAUAUGGCAAAUCAUAGAUCACCACUGUUCUGGGGAGAUCCUCCUGGCAAGAGUCAAAGGAACUCCUCCACAUCAAGGGUGGAGGAAGGUCCGACGUAGGCCUAUCUUCCCUAACCCUAGACGCUAUGAAGAAUGCCACUACUACAGACCUGGGAUAGGCUGCAGGAGACAUAACCAGUGCACACUUGCCAGCAGCCCAGAGGAAGCACUGGUUUGGACUUUUGAGAGGCAGAACUGUAUCCCCAGGCUGUGGCUAAAAGCAAGAGUGCAAAAAAGCUGGCACUGCCAGAAUCCCAAGAACCAAAGAACAGUCGAGAAAAUUUGGGCAGAAUUUGGAGGCUACUUUCAGGAAAUUUGUAAGGCUUGCUUUGAGAGCUGUCCUCAACGGGUGACACUCAGGGCUCCAAACCUGAUGUGCCCAGAGCAUUUGUCUUCUGGCUCCAUUCUGGUACAUAGAACAAGUGAAGACCAGAUGGUGGAGAUCAGGCCCAAACCCCGCAGGCGACGUCUCUUACUAGAAUAUUGUAUGGUUGUAUCUAAAGGGAAGCCAUGUCAGUAUGGGGCCACCAACUGCAUAUAUGCUCAUAGUGACGUAGAGAUGGCAGUGUGGGAAGCUGAGACUAUGGACUACCUGUUUCGCCCUGACUUGAUUCAAGCCAGAAUAGAAUCUGAAGGAAGAGCUGGAACCAGUGGUGAGGAUAGUGCUGAUGUGAGCCCAGUCUUUCCACCUCAAAUUGAACUGUACUGCCAGACCUGCCAUGUGACUUUCAGCUCUAAAGAGAGUCUCAAGAAGCAUUGCUCCUCCCUAGAGCAUAUACAGAGAGUGUCCUAUGACAAGGGGGCCUUAUGGGAAUAUCAGCCCCCCACCAUUGGAGUCAGUGAAUUCAAACUGUGCCCCAGGCAGGAUAUGUGUCCAUACAAAGAUGGAUGUGCCAAGGCACACUCCCUAGGAGAGCUACAGGAAUGGAUUCUUCGGGCACAGACAGUCCAGAUGAGGGAGGACUUAGCCUGGAAGCAUGGAUUCUUUUUUUCCCAGGACUGGCUUUUUCAUGAAUAUCAGGACAGUGGCACUGAUGUGUUGUUGAGAAAAAGGUCUGUAGGUGAUAUAAACAUGUACUGUAGCCAGCCCCUACAGUGCCAGGAAGAGGACAAGAAAUCACACUGCAGUUGGAAAUUUAUCAUCCACUCCAAGAAUCGACAACCACUGAGAUGUGUGGCUCUCCUCAAACAUCACAUGGGAGCAGUGUUCUUCUUGGUGGGUCCUGGGCUUCCACCAGGACAGGCUUAUGCCCAAGGUUCUAGGUUCCGGGUAUAUGGUGCUGCAGUGAUGACCUUCCAUGUGGAAGUGCAUGUGGAAUGUGUCACCUCUGGCAGUUAUGAUCAGUGGGUGACCUUUGCCUUUGAACGUGGACCUUUGCUGGUACAGAAGCUACGCCUGCAGGUGGCCCCUGAGAUCUUGCCCACCUGUGUCCAGAACCAUGAUUGUCUUCUGGAAAUGACUCACUGGCACAGUGGGAAUCGCUGUGUGGUACCCAGUGUGGCCAGGACAGCUGAGCAAGUAAAACUUCUAGCCAAGUACAAUGUGAGCUCCCAGGAACUGGGCUACUACAAGUUGAUGACUGCAGCCCAGAUUCCUAUAACUCAAGCCAACUAUCGGGACAGGAUGCACCAAUUCUUGUUUGUGGAGGAGGAGGCUCAACAACAACUGGUGGACAGACUGAACCUUCAGGUGCACGGCACAUUGAUCUCCAAGGUGCAGACCUUGGCAAUGGGCAUGAAGUUUGACAUACAAGGGAAAGUGUAUGUCAAGGGACAAAUUCCUUGCUCCCUGACACCAGACACAGACCAUGGCUUCUUGCUAAGCAGGGCCAUUAACACUGCUUAUAUCUCACCUAUCCCUUCCCCUGACAACCGUGUGUAUGAGAUUCAGGUGAAGGCCAAUAUCACUUCAGAGCGAAAUGUAUGGCUUCUUCUGCCAGCUCAUUGCUGGUCCUCUUUGUGGCUUGAGAUUAGAGAUUCCCAGCUUCUGGAAAUCCAGUUCCAGAUUGACAGGAUGGUAUUUGGGAUGUGGCACCAAGCCAUUGAUGCACUUUAUGAUGAGAGAGUGGUCAUACCUAACAUACCUGCCUGUUCUCUGCCUUCUUUGAUGCUGCCUACCCAGGAAAUAUCUUGUAAUGAAAAACAGAAGCAGGCCAUCUCCUAUAUCACGGGCACAGCCAGUGAGAAGACCCAAGUGCCUCCACUGCUCAUUUGUGGCUCAUUUGGGACAGGAAAGACAUACACACUAGCCUGGGCUUCCCUAGAAGUGAUCAAACAACCAAAUACCAAGGUGUUGAUCUGUACCUACACGAACAGUGCUGCUGAUGUCUACAUUCGGGAAUACUUUCAUUCCUAUGCCACAGCUGGACACACUGAGGCUGUGCCUCUGAGAGUCAAACACUCUGAGAGCUUGCUCCAUGAGACAGAUCUAACCACACUGCAGUAUUGCUGCCUCUCAGAAGAUGGGAGUUCCUUCCGCUUUCCAACACAGGAUGAGCUUGAGCAGCACCCCAUUAUUGUCACUACAACCACCUUAUCCCACAAUCUUCGCGUGCCACCUGGCUUUUUUUCCCACAUCCUCAUUGAUGAAGCUGAUCAGAUGUUAGAGUGGGAAGCCAUAAUGCCCCUAGCCUAUGCCACCCAAGGUACACGCAUUGCCCUGGCUGGGGACCACUUGCAAAGGACCCCCACACUCUUUAACGUAAGGGACAGAAAAUCUGCUGACUAUUCACUUUUCAACCGGCUGUUCCAGUACUACGAGCAGGAGACUCACAAAUUGGCUUCUCAGUGCAAGAUCAUCUUCCAUAAAAAUUACCGUACCACCAAAGCCAUCAUUCCCUUUCUGCUUCACAAUUUCUAUGGGUCCAGCAAAAUCCAUGUUGAAGAUAGUGGAAUUCCUGAACAUCCCUGGCAGUAUCCACUUAUGCUUUGCUAUAUGCCUGGGACUCCUGAGAGAGAUAUCUCAAUGACAUCAUGGUUAAACAAGGCUGAAAUAGUGGGAGUCAUUAAGAGGGUACAGGAAUUCUAUCAUGGCUGGGUUUGCCAAUGGGGCAGCCCUGAUCAAAAGCAAAUUUGUGUUGUGUCCAGUGGUUCUCAGGUACAAAGACUGAGGGAAGAACUGAGGAAGAAGCAGUUGGGAGAAGUGGUAGUAGAGAAUGCUGAAAAUGUACCUGGUCGUGAGUUCCGAGUAGUCAUCAUCAGCACAGUACAUACCCAGGAUAGCCUGCUCAGCAACUCAGCAACCCAUCUGGAAUUCUUCAAUGAGCCCCAACUACUAAACACAGUGAUGACCAGGGCUCAGUCACAGCUGGUUGUUGUGGGUGAUCCCAUGGCCCUAUGUUCCUUUGGACAUUGCAAAGAAAUAUGGAAGGACUUCAUUCUAAAGACCUUUGAGCAAGGCAAUGUUUUUCCUGCAUUCCUCAAAAAGACAGAUGUGGAGCAAAGUUCCUUGCUGUGCCUGGCCUGGCAAAACAGACUGAUCUCUGGUGCAGCAGCCAGGGAGGACUUCUUAAAGGAGGAAGAGGAUAACCAUAAUGUCACUACCUCCCUGGGUGUUUGAUGCUGAAUUCAUUGGUGUUGACCUUAUACUGUAGGAGCUUCUAGAAGAAGAAAAGAACAUAUCUUAGAACUAGUGGCAUUUGCUGCUGGGUUUGAUAUUCUAUCAACGACCUUCUCUCCAUUAUAACAGUAUUUAAGCUUUCCUGCAUCAGUGUUGAAGAAAUAUCUACUCAUCCAGUCCAAGAGAGAACCUACAGGAGCUAUGAACUGAUUAAAUUAGCCUUACAUGUUGCCAGAAAUAGCUUAGAGGUUUAGAUAAUGGCAGGAAAUUCAGCUCUUUGUAAAUCCAAGAAUGACAUAUAUAGUAUGUUAAAUGUUGUUACUGGGUUAUAACAGACUAAGACUUAUUACUAAAUAUUGUUUUCAUACUUGCAGCUUUGCUGGCCUAAAUUUGUCCAAUGUAGCCAUCACUACAGCCACUCGGAGUCAAGACUUAACCUGACCACCUUUAACAACUGAGUCUUCAAUAACUGGAAGCACCUGUGUGUACAAAUACUGGCUUAACUAAAAGAGUUGGAUGUGGGUCAGCUAUGUGUCUCAGUGGAUAAAAAGGUAGGCCCAGAGACAGGAAGUCCUGGGUUCAAACCUUCAGACAUUUUGUAGUUGUGUGACCCUGGGCAAGGCACUUAACCCCCAUUGCCUUGCUCUUAUCACUCUGCUACCUUAGAACCAAUACAUAAUACUGAUUCUAAGAAAGAAGCAUUAAAAGAGUUGGAUGUGCAUAAGCAAUAGAUUUUCUCUGUCCUCAAAGUACCUCUUUGGAUGUACCAAUAAGAUCUAAAUCAUAAAUAUUCUGGAAACAUCUACAAAAGACAAGUUUACAAUAAAAUGCACAUUGUAAAUACAAAUAGGCUGGUUUUGUUUGGCUUUUUUCAUUUUCUGGAAAAGCUGGAAUUCAAAGUUGCCAUCAGUGUCUGCUCAGAUCUUUUGUUGGGGAAAGUUGGCAUUUUGUACAUUUUUGUAUAUUGUGGUAUGUUAUUUCUACCAGCAACUGUGGGUCUUUUUAUUUAAAAUCUUAAAAACCUGUUCAUAGCCAACAUCUCUGGGUUAUUAAGGAUUUCUAAAUUCAAGUUCAAUGAAAAACAUACUACUUUAUAUUGCCAGAUCCAGAGAUGGACUAGACUUCAAAUAAAUUCAUUAAGGGGACUCAUUCUUUAAAUCCAGUUCCAUGUAACAAACUGAUUAAACUUUUCAGUGCCAACCAC
Molecule: messenger RNA, 5257 nt
Organism: Monodelphis domestica (gray short-tailed opossum)
Lineage: Eukaryota; Metazoa; Chordata; Mammalia; Didelphimorphia; Didelphidae
Product: 3'-5' exoribonuclease HELZ2-like
Biological process (GO): regulatory ncRNA-mediated post-transcriptional gene silencing
Cellular component (GO): P granule; cytosol
Molecular function (GO): helicase activity
Source: RefSeq, a predicted model, not a curated record